Messenger RNA from Caenorhabditis briggsae, 1185 nucleotides. The record is from RefSeq and is a predicted model, not a curated record. Gene Ontology annotation, cellular component: nucleus; cytoplasmic stress granule; cytosol. The transcript is spliced from 3 exons. Gene Ontology annotation, biological process: positive regulation of translation; RNA processing. Gene Ontology annotation, molecular function: RNA binding. Lineage: Eukaryota; Metazoa; Nematoda; Chromadorea; Rhabditida; Rhabditidae. The coding region runs from base 1 to 1185 and encodes 394 amino acids.
AUGGGUGAUACUGCUGCUGCCGCCGUCGCUCUCGACGAAACCGACCAGAAGAUCAUGAAGCAGUUAGAGUACUACUUUGGAAACAUCAAUCUCCCAAGAGACAAGUUCCUUCAGGAGAAAAUCAAGGAGGACGAUGGAUGGGUUCCAAUCACAACAAUGCUCAACUUCAACCGUCUCGCCGCUAUCAGCAAGGAUACCGAUAAAAUCGCCGCCGCCGUCAAGGCAUCCGGCUCUGACGUCGUCGUCAUCUCCGAAGAUAACACAAAAAUCCGCAGAAAUACUGAGAAUCCAACGCCAGAGAACUCGUUGGAGUACUGGCAAAAGAUUAAGCACAGAACUGUGUACAUGAAAGGAUUCAACACUGACACCCAACUUGACGACAUUAUCAAAUGGGCCAACCAGUUCGGAGAAACCGAGAACAUUCUGAUGCGUCGUACCAAGCCAGGAGAUAGAACCUUCAAGGGAAGCGUCUUCGCAACCUAUAAGACCCGUGAGGAGGCAGAGGUCGCCCAGAAGUCAGAUGUGAAGUUCGGAGACAUUCAGCUCACAAAAAUGAUGCAAGAUGAGUACUGGACGAUGAAGAAUAAGGAGACCAAGGAGGCACGUGCUGCUAACAAGGCCGCCAAGUCCGCUAAGAACACCGCCGAGGCUGCUGAAUCUGAGAAGGCGCAAAACGCAGUGCACUACGAGAAGGGUCUCAUUCUGGCUGUCGAUGGAAUCAAGGGAGAGUCCUCUGUGGAUAGCAUCAAGACCUUCUUCAAGCAAUACGGAUCCGUUGGAUACGUCGCCCAUGAGGUUGGAAACGCCACUGCUGAGGUUCGUUUCAAUAACGACAGCGAGGGCGGUGCUCAGAAGGCUUGGGAGAAGGCUGUUGAAGCUGGAACCGACGGAAAGGUCAUGAUGAACGAUGCGGAAAUCACCGCUCGUGUUCUCGAAGGAGAGGAGGAGGAGAAGUAUUGGACCGAGUUCAAUAACAGAAAGAGCCAAAAGCAAAACUUCCGUGGAGGUCGUGGUGGGCGUGGAGGGCGCGGUGGUCGUGGAAGAGGAGGCCGUGGUGGACGUGGGGGAAGAGACGAUCGACGAGGAAACAAGCGUGGCGCUGAUGGAGAGGACGCCGGGCCACAAGGCAAGCGUACGGUCUUCGGGGAUGCUGACGGAGCUCCAGCUGGCACUGAUGCCGAAUAA